Messenger RNA from Penicillium manginii, 3126 nucleotides. RefSeq names its product putative beta-galactosidase. The transcript is spliced from 3 exons. Gene Ontology annotation, molecular function: carbohydrate binding; beta-galactosidase activity. NCBI's taxonomy places the organism in Eukaryota, Fungi, Ascomycota, Eurotiomycetes, Eurotiales, Aspergillaceae. Gene Ontology annotation, biological process: lactose catabolic process. The coding region runs from base 1 to 3126 and encodes 1041 amino acids. The record is from RefSeq and is a predicted model, not a curated record. Gene Ontology annotation, cellular component: beta-galactosidase complex.
AUGUCCGAGGCCGAUAGCAGCACCUGCGACUGGGAGAACCCGCAUGUCUUCCAGCGCAACAAGCUUCCUCCUCGCGCGUACUUUCUUCCAGAAACAUCUUUGUCGCUGAACGGCCAAUGGGACUUCAACUACGUUUUGUCGCCUUUGCUGGCCCCAGAAGUUUCCAAGGACAAGAAAAGCGACAAGGCGUCUGAACCGGUGGAAUGGACAACGAUUGCGGUUCCUGGCCAUUGGCAACUACAAGGUCAUGGAAGUCCCAACUAUACAAACACCAUCUUUCCAUUUCCCUGCGACCCACCUCAUGUCCCCAGCCAAAAUCCAACAGGUACAUACCGGAGGUCUUUCAAUGUGCCGCCUGAUUGGGACCCAUCCGCACAACUGCGGCUCCGAUUCGACGGGGUAGACUGCGCCUAUCAUCUAUGGGUGAAUGGACAUGAAGUUGGAUAUGCACAGGGGAGCCGCAAUCCAUCUGAAUUUGAUGUCUCGCAGUUUGUUGAUCGCAAGGCGAAAAAUGAUCUUGUCGUGCGCGUUUACCAGUGGUCAGAUGGGUCAUACAUCGAGGACCAAGACCAGUGGUGGCUUUCGGGAAUUUUCCGCGACGUUAGCCUACUUGCAUUCCCCUCCGCGGCGCGAAUCGAAGACUUCUUUGCGAAAACUGAGUUCGAUGAAUCCUACGAGGACGCUGUUUUGAAAGUCACAGUCACGCUUACAACCAGCGAGCCUGUGGUCUUGGAAGCCAAACUUACCGAUCGAAAGGGCUCGCAUGAAGCAAUCGGCUCUGCGAGCGUGUCGCGAGUCGAGAAUGGGGAUGCGAUCUUGGAAAUUCCAGUGCAGCGCCCUGAGAAAUGGACAGCAGAGACACCAUACCUCUAUGAUCUUACUAUCAGUCUGCAAACUUCAUUGGAUAAGCAAGUUCUCCAGGAGAUCAACCAUCGAGUUGGAUUCCGCCAGGUCGAAAUAAAGAAAGGCAAUAUUACCGUCAAUGGCAAGGCAAUCCUUUUCCGCGGUGCCAACCGUCAUGACCACCACCCCCAGUUCGGUCGUGCCGUUCCCCUAUCGUUCCUCAGAGAGGACCUUCUUAUCAUGAAACGUCAUAACCUCAACUCCCUGCGAUGCUGUCACUAUCCAUCGCACCCACGGUUAUACGAGCUUUGCGACGAGCUAGGUCUAUGGGUCAUGGACGAAGCAGACCUGGAAUGUCACGGAUUUUACGAUGCAGUCGCGCGACCUCUCGAUAUUCCGGAAUCAAUGGACUACGAGGAGCGCAAGAAGCUGACUUUUGAAAAAGCCGCUCAAUACACUAGCAACAAUCCCGAAUGGAAAAAUGCGUAUUUGGACCGUGCUAUUCAGAUGGUCCAGCGCGACAAGAACCAUCCUUGUAUCGUGAUAUGGUCUCUUGGAAACGAGGCAUUCUACGGCCAGAAUCAUCAAGCAAUGCAUGAUUAUAUCAAAUCUGUUGAUCCGAGCAGACCCAUUCACUACGAGGGCGACCCGGAGGCACAGUCCGCUGAUAUGUUCUCUUACAUGUACCCCUCUGUUAACCGAAUUGAAAAAUUGGCAGUCGCGGAGGGUGAUGAUUUCGAGAAGCCUAUUGUACUCUGUGAGUAUGGUCACGCGAUGGGAAAUGCCCCAGGUGCACUGGAAGAAUACAUGGAAGCUUUCCGAACCCACCGACGACUGCAAGGCGGGUGGAUCUGGGAAUGGGCAAACCAUGGUCUCUGGGAUGAAGAACGAGGAUUUUACGGAUACGGCGGUGACUUUGACGAUUAUCCCAAUGACGGUAUCUUUGUUAUGGAUGGACUCUGCUUCAGCAACCAUACUCCGACUCCUGGCCUCGUUGAACUACAGAAGGCAUACUCGCCGGUGCACGCUUCUUACGCCGACGGGUCAAUCUCCAUUGAGAAUCGAUAUGACUUCACGGGAUUAGAGCAUCUCCAGGCCUUCUAUCGUAUUGAAUCGCUCGGGGAAGAGACAACGAUUAUCUCCACCGGCAGUCUCAAAGUUCCUUCCGUAAAGGCCGGACAGACUGCAAGCAUCGAGUUUGCUCAUGAUUUACCGAGUCUUCCCGAAGGAGAAAUUUGGCUUACUGUGAGCUUUCAGAAUAUUCAAUCAACUUCCUGGGCUCCAAGUGGUCACGAGGUUGCUUGGUUUCAAUACCCUCUCAAGAUUUCCUCGAUCGGCCCUUCUCUUUCUCCUCAGUUCCCUAUUCAAAUCAGCUCCAACCGUUCAAGCCACACCGUGACAGGGUCAGACUUUGAGAUCACCUUUUCACUCUCCACUGGUGGAUUGACAAGCUGGACCACCAAGGGGCAUCAGCUUCUGGAUGCCGAUCUGAAAACAGCCACUGCCUUAACACCAGGCUUUUGGCGACCUCCAACCGACAAUGACACCAUGUCCUCGACUCUCGAAGAAAGGAAAAGAUACGGACUUGAUGACAUGAGGGUCCAGCUCCGAAGCACCAAAGCUUCUCGAGUCGAGAACGACGCCGUGGAUAUUGUGACCGAAACCUGGGUGGGGCCACCUGUUCUCGCAUGGGGUUUUCAAGUGACAACUACAUACACCGUCACUGGAGAGGGAAAGCUUUCUGUGACCUCACAUGUGAAGCCUCAAGGUUCCCUUCCCUCGGAUCUCCCCCGACUUGGCCUCGACCUGCGUCUCGCCGACGAAUUGGACAACGCCAAAUGGUUUGGCCUAGGACCAGGAGAGUCAUAUCCAGACAAGAAACGAUCCCAAAAGCUUGGUAUCUAUAAGGCGAGCACUGAACAGCUUCACACGCCAUAUGAAGUUCCCCAGGAGGGUGGAAAUAGAUCCGAAACCCGGUGGUUGCAGCUGAGCAACGAUCGUGGCUGGGGAAUCAAGGUUUUCCGAGACUCUGUGCAUACAGACAAGGACUCUACAACUCAUUUCCACUGGGCUGCAUCUCGCUAUAACGCGAAGCAGAUCGAGUCGGCAAGGCACCCGUGUGAUCUUGUUGCUGGAAAGACAGUUCAUGUGCGACUUGAUGCUGAAUGCAGUGGAGUGGGAACUGGUGCUUGUGGGCCGACCACCCUGGAGAAGUAUCUCGUCGCUUGUGAAGAGAGGGAAUUUAAAUUUACCUUGGUUCCUUUUUUCGGCGACGGGUUUUAA